AUAACGAGAACGUUCGCAUCUGGAAAGACGGAGAAAAUGGUCAUUCAGUGCCUUGUUGAAUUGGGUCUCUGCGUUGGCAAGAACGAUGAAAUCGAAUGCGCAGACUUCACGUUCGAAAAGUUCUACCAGCUUUAUCUGAAAAUCUGUCCAAGGCCUGAAGUUCAGGAGCUGUUCGACCAAAUAAGCGAAAACAAGACCGUCAUUUCUGUGACACAGAUGCUGGCAUUUUUGAACGAGAAACAGCGAGAUCCGCGGCUGAACGAAAUCCUUUAUCCGGAAUAUGACCGGAUUAAGGUGAAACAACUUAUCACAAAAUAUGAAAAAGAUAGUAGCUUCGCCGAGAAAGGUUUGUUGAGUUUUCCGGGAUUUUUGUGCUACCUUAUGUCUGACGAUAACGCUCCGGUUCUACUGAACAGAGUUGAACUCUACCAGGAUAUGGACCAGCCGUUAUGUCAGUAUCUCAUCAAUAGCUCCCACAACACGUACCUCACGGGCCGACAGUUCGCGAUCAAAUAUUUUAGGUGUAUUGAACUGGACUGUUGGGAUGGUGGCAGUGGAAAGGACGUACCUAUAAUCACGCACGGCAAAGCGAUGUGCACCGAUAUCUUGUUCAAGGAUGUCAUUGUGGCGAUCAGGGACACUGCGUUCGUCACGUCUAACUAUCCGGUCAUCUUGUCGUUUGAAAACCACUGCAGUAAAUCCAAUCAACUGAAGAUGGCUCGGUACUGUUUAGACAUACUUGGCGACCUGCUUCUGACAAAGCCGUUAGAGACUCAUCAGCUGGAAGCAGGUAUACCGUUACCGUCGCCCAACAUGCUCAAGCGAAAGAUUCUAAUCAAGAACAAGCGUUUGAAUCUGGACAUCGAGCAUCAGCAACUGGAACAGUUUCUGAAGGAGGGCCGUGUCGACGAGGAUAUGGACGAAGACGUUGAAACGCCGGACGUCGGCGACCUGACCCUUGACGGUACUUGGCCGUUUUUCGCCAUCAGUUCGCUGCAUGCUUUAUGCGCUGUGGCACGACUAAAGCAUGCGAUGGUCGGUCACAACGACGGGCGGUAUCGAAAAGACGCACCGCGAUCGCUUGCCGACUCGUUCGCUUCCGAAGGCGACCACGCUUUUUCCAGCGUUCCAGAUAACGAAGCGCAUCCGGAGUUAAAAAUCACGCAGACCAUUCCAGAGGCGGUCACUUUCCGUGAAAAACUCAGAUCGUUGACCAACAUCAAGGGAAAAGAGGUUGGCCUAUUUGUGUCUUAA
Soboliphyme baturini is the source of this 1254-nucleotide messenger RNA. Lineage: Eukaryota; Metazoa; Nematoda; Enoplea; Dioctophymatida; Soboliphymatidae. The record is from the annotation of a GenBank genome assembly.